UGCAUUUAAGAUUUGGAUGAAUGUCUCAUAACGAAGGCAACGAGACUGUUCUUCUGGCGCCAAAUGGCUGUCCACUUGAGCACUUGCCUGAAGAUCCAACACGUCUCUUUUCAUCCAAUGGCCUUACACUGGACCUACCCAGAAUCGGAUGGAUUGGUGCUGGGAUCUGUACACUCCUGGCGACCAUUAUAUCUUUUGUCUUGAUUUAUCGGCAUUUACAAUAUUAUACCAAGCCAAAUCAACAGCGCCACAUUGUCCGAAUGCUUUUAAUGGUUCCUAUCUAUGCGAUCACAUCCUGGUUCUCAUUUGUCUAUGUCCGAGAAGCAGUCUACUACGACAAGAUCCGAAUCCUUUACGAGGCCUUUGUGAUUUCCUCCUUCUUAAUCUUGAUGCUUCAAUACCUUGGAGAUUCACUUGAGGAUCAAAAACGAGUGUUAAGGCGACAUAAAAAGACGGAGCGAUGGUUUUUCCCCUUAUGUUGUAUGAAAUACAAUCCUUCAAGACCUCACUUUUUACAAUAUAUGAAAUGGGGCAUUCUACAAUAUGUUCCUCUUAAUGUGUUGGCCACCGUCUUGACGAUCAUCCUCCAAAUCCAAGGAAGUUAUUGUGAAAGUAGUUGGAAUCCCAAAUUCGGUCAUGUCUGGAUCUUGGUCAUACAAACUACUGCUGUCACCAUUUCGACUUACUUUCUGAUCAUGUUUUACUUCACAGUUCGUGAGGAUCUCAAGGAAUAUUCACCUUUUUACAAGUUUAUGUCUGUCAAGCUGGUGGUCUUCUUCUCAUUCUGGCAAAUGGUGGCAGUCGAAGGCCUUGUCUAUUUUGGAUAUAUCAAGGAGACGACAUAUUGGUCAACCACUGAUAUUGCUGUCGGCAUUAAUGCGAUCCUGAUUGAUAUUGAGAUGGUCUUUUUCGCCAUCAUGCAUCUCAAAGCGUUUAGUUACAAGCCCUAUAUGAUCAUGGACAGGACUCAAAAGACACCUAUCUGGAAGGGGCUUUUAGAUUCAUUCAAUCCUCUGGAUACGAUCCGGGAGUUGGCCUAUGGAGUCAAGUACAUGUACAGGUGGUCCAGAGGAAUCCCAGUGGAUAAGGACAGUAGGCGACUGCUGGACCUUGAGCGCGCUUUCGGAAGGACACGA
Molecule: messenger RNA, 1136 nt
Organism: Lobosporangium transversale
Lineage: Eukaryota; Fungi; Mortierellomycota; Mortierellomycetes; Mortierellales; Mortierellaceae
Product: organic solute transporter Ostalpha-domain-containing protein
Exons: 5
Biological process (GO): transport
Molecular function (GO): transporter activity
Source: RefSeq, a predicted model, not a curated record